GUAAGAAAGUUCAGAAACAAAUAACAUCUAAUGCAAAUAUUGAUUACUGAAGGGGACAUGAUUACAGGUUGAUCUUUGUUAAGUGCUUAAAGCUUGUAGUAAAACUGUAAUUUAUUUUGUAAAAUGUGUACAGAACUCAAUGUAUAUGACAACAAGCAGAGUAGAUGAAAUGGCAUCAGAUGUAUUUGGUACACAAAGCAAUAGAAUGCCACUUGAUGAGAUAAAUACUUCAAGUAUAAUUGACAAGUUGUAUGACAAAGGCAUAGAAAAGACACAUCAAAAUUGCGCUACUGAUGAUCAGAUCAAAAUUACAGAACACUAUGAAAGGGAAGAAAGCUUAAUAUCAGAUUUGAAUCCAUGGGACCAGGGUGUAUUUGACAACAUGAAUCUUGAAAUGGUAAAUGAGAGCAAUGAAAUAGAAGAGCAUUUGCAGCAGAUUAUUCAUGAACAUUCAAGAUGUCCAGAGAAUGUAGGUGUUGAUAAUCAUACAGAUGAGGAAACAAACAAAGAAUUGACAGAAGAAGACAUAGAAAUUUUCUUGGAAAAUGAAGAGUUGGCAGCAAAACAAGGGAAUAAUGUCCAGAUAGAUACUGAGUUGACACCAGAAAUGGGUAUGGAAUUUGAUAGCUCAGAAGCAGCACAUCGUUUCUUCAACUUCUAUGCAUAUCUGGCAGGGUUUUCUGUGGUUGUAGCUGGUACUUAUCAUACACAGAGCAAAAAAAGAAACAAUGAACUUACUAGGCUGACACUGAGGUGCAACAAGCAUGGUCCAGGGAAUGAGAUAACAAAUAGUGCAUUGAGAAAAAUGGGAUAUGGAGAAUAA
Messenger RNA from Phragmites australis (common reed), 823 nucleotides. RefSeq lists its product as uncharacterized. Lineage: Eukaryota; Viridiplantae; Streptophyta; Magnoliopsida; Poales; Poaceae. The record is from RefSeq and is a predicted model, not a curated record. The transcript has 5 exons. Bases 140 to 823 code for a protein of 227 amino acids.